Mercenaria mercenaria is the source of this 1683-nucleotide messenger RNA. RefSeq lists its product as uncharacterized. Gene Ontology annotation, cellular component: nucleus. Lineage: Eukaryota; Metazoa; Mollusca; Bivalvia; Venerida; Veneridae. Gene Ontology annotation, molecular function: DNA binding. The transcript has 3 exons. The record is from RefSeq and is a predicted model, not a curated record. Bases 1 to 1683 code for a protein of 560 amino acids.
AUGCGGAAAAAACAGGAGCAUCCACAGCAUCUCAAAAAGCCUAAAGGCAGGCUGUAUUCUAGAGAAGCAUUGUCCAAAGCCUACCACCAAUGCAAUGUGAAUAAGAUGCCUGUGAAAAGAGCAGCUGCCAUUUACAAGGUGCCUGUAACAACUUUAAGGGACAGGGUACUAGGCAAAGUAGAUCAUGAAACAGCAGUUCAUGGAAAAACACCAAUAUUUUCCAAAGAGGAAGAGCUUAAGUUAAAAAAUCACUUUAAAUUGAUGGCAAGUCUUGGAUAUGGCUAUACCCGUUCAGAAUGUGUUGACAUUGCUGCUGAUUUUGCAUUUCAGCUAGGUAAAAGAACAAAAGAUAGGCCAUUAACAAUUAAAUGGAUCAGAGGUUUUUUGAGAAGAUGGCCUGAACUUAGAGUUCUAAAGCCAAGGGGGUUAGAAUAUGCCCGUGCUAGAAAGGCAUCAGAAGCUGUUGUCCAGCAGUACUUUGCAAAUUUAAAGAAUACUCUUGAAGAACAUGACUUUCUACAUAACCCCCACCUGAUCUAUAAUAUCGAUGAGAAAGGGCUUACCAUUGAUCACAAGUCCCCACAUAUAGUAGCCAGCGGUGAUUACUGUCCAGUUGCUGUUACCUCUGGUAAAGGGAAAACCGUCACUUUGAUAGGAGGUGCAAGUGCAUGUCGUGAAGGACAGAAGUUGCUGGUUUUGCUUGAUGGUCACCGGUCUCAUGUUUCAGUUGGUUUGUGUGAGUGGGCUAGGGAUCACGGAAUUGUAUUAUUUAUUUUGCCUGCCCACACCUCGCACAUACUUCAGCCAUUGGAUGUUUCCUGUUACGGGCCUUUCCAGCGAAUGUAUGACGCUGCAUGCCACAAGCUGAUGAGGCAGACAACAUCUGUAAUCAGUAGGUACAAUGUUUGUGAAAUAGCAUGCAAAGUCUAUUCCAAAGCACUUUCCACAGACAAUGUGCAGUCUGGUUUCAAGAAGACAGGCAUAUGUCCCUUCAAUUCAGAUGCUGUUCCUCAUGAGUACCUGAUACCAGCAGAAGUGUAUCAAGAAUCAAGCAAUGCAUUAGAUCACUGCAGCCAAGAUACUGUGCCUGGAGGCAUCAUUGAUCAAGGCAGCCAAGAUACCUUACCUGGAGGUAUCAUCAUUGACCAUGUAUCACCACAGCAAGAGGAUCUCUUCAGGCAGAAGGAGAAAAAGCUUAGAGAAGUGAAAAGUAAAGAAAAGAAAACACGUAACACUAUUAGUAAAGUUGUGUCAGGUCGAGAAAUCACAGAUAGUAUUUUGAACAAACUGAAAGAUCAUGAAUCUGAGCAAAAUGUCCGACCCAAGAAAACAAAACAGGAAACUUUGAAAUCAAACAGUAUGAAUCCGAAGAAACAAGAAAAGCGCAGUUACAACACCCCUGAGCCUCAGCCAGGUCCAUCGCAUAUUAAUAUUCAAGACAGCGAUGAAGAAACAUCAUCAGACAGCGACAAAGAGGAAGAUAAGUGUUGUGUGUGCAAAAAAUUCUCCCCUUCAGAAGUGUCAAGAAGUAUUUCAUUGAUCUUCGUGAAAUGGGCUCAGUGUGACGGCUUAAGAAAUGGCCAGCCGUGCAAGCAUUGGGUCCACUUAACAUACUGCACACCAGUGAGAGUUGUCAGAAGAGGUGAUCACUUUUACUGCACACACUGUAAAAAAGAAGAAUAA